Trichomycterus rosablanca is the source of this 13095-nucleotide messenger RNA. RefSeq names its product pericentrin (gene pcnt). The record is from RefSeq and is a predicted model, not a curated record. Gene Ontology annotation, biological process: signal transduction. Bases 1 to 12765 code for a protein of 4254 amino acids. NCBI's taxonomy places the organism in Eukaryota, Metazoa, Chordata, Actinopteri, Siluriformes, Trichomycteridae. The transcript is spliced from 52 exons. Gene Ontology annotation, molecular function: molecular adaptor activity; DNA binding.
AUGGAGCAAGACGAACGGCAGAGAAAACUGGAGGCCGGAAGAGCCAAGCUUGCACACUUUAGACAGCGGCGGGCAAAAAGUGACGGUGCAACGGCGUUGAAAAAGACUGUAAAAAAAAAGGGCCAGACUGUUCAGACGAAGGAUUGGUCAGCGCAAAAUCCUAUCAUAGGGGAGUCCCAAAAUGACAUCCAUCUACAGAACAACAUGGAAAAUGUUGAGGAGUCAUUGCAGCUUGCUGAUGCUGCUGAUUUGGCAGCUUGUGAUGUUUCAGAGGUGAUGGACAUAACAGAUGCACAGGGUUGUAGCACUGUUCUUGAGGACACAGCUUUAUCAGAACAGCCUGCUGACACAAUUGACCUUCUUGGGGAAAUGGUUGUUACACACACUGGCACAGAACAACUAAAGCAGUUACAGGCUGCAGUGGAAAAGCGGAAUGAAAUCAUCUCGCAGCUCAGUAACAACCUGCAGGUGGCACUGAUGAGUAGAGACGAGGUGCAGUUGGAAGCCCAGCAGCUAACUGGCCAGAUGCAGGAGAUGCAGCAGCAACUACAGCAGGCCAAAGAGUAUUUGCGAAGUAAGACUCUGGGCUGGCUGGAUUUAUCUUAUGUCCAGCAUACCCAGCAGCAACUACAUGUCGAGUUCUCUCAGCAGAUAUUUAAUGAUCAACAAUUCAGUCAGAAUCAGAAAGAGAUCACUGCUCUCCAACAGAAGUUCCACAGCACCUUUAAAGCUAACAGCACUGAGCAGGAUGGGACCAACCUGCAGCACCAUAAAAACCUUCCAGGGAAUGAUACUUCUCCAGAGAGCAGCUUUAAUUCAGACAGUGCUAAUCUGAUACAAAGAUUAAAAUCUGAGCUGGAUGAAGAACGACAGAAAAGCAAGCAAGCGCUGGACCAUUCUGAGAGCCUGCUGAAACUGGUGGAAAGCCUUGAAAGUCAGAAGGUUGACAUAGAAGCUCAACUCAUGGUGGCUCAGGCUGCUCUUGAGAGAGCUGAGAGUCAGGCUCGUGAGGCACAGCAGUACAAGGCAGAAAAAGAGCAACUCGACCAGGAUGUGGCUCGACUUGAUGGGCUGGUCAAGGAGCUUCAAAACAAGCUUCAAGAAGAAGAGGAAACCGUAGAGCACCUUCGCCUCAAGUACGAGGCUGAAAUCGGCAACUAUGAACUGCGUCUUCAGACCCUGGAGGAAGAGAGAGGGAUGAACAUUGCCCAGUUGACUGAAGCUCAUGAGGCUGCGCUUAAACGUCUGCAGGAAGAGCAUUCUGAGGAGGUCGGCCGUAUUCAGGAGCUGCUAGAAAAAGCACAACAGCAAAACCACUCCUUCAGUGAGCACAGUGUAUCCCAGGAGCUUGGUUUAGGUCUGAACUGGGUGAAAACUUCUGGAGAAAAUCACAACCAGGAGAUGGCAAAUGACAGUGCUGCUCAAGCUGAGCUUAGCAUGGAUGCAUCUGUUUUAGAAGACCAGAAUGACCUAAUGGAGAAAUAUUUGGCAUCAGCAGUGCAACAUGAAAGCUCAGGGCUAGAAAAAAGUCUAGAGGAGCGAAGCCUCUUGGAAAAAUCUGCUAGCUCUGUAUUUGAUUUGGACAGUGAGGUUAAGUUUGCCGAAUCUAGAUUUUCCAUUCACACUGACUCGAACAACACAGACCUGGGGUUAUCUGAGGAUCAACCAUCUGAGCUAGACGUAAUGUACUUUGCCCAAGCUAAGUGGCAGAGCUUUAAUUCUACCUCAAAUGAGCUCCACGAAAGUGUGGACGCCAUCGAUUUGGGCAAUGAUUUAGUGCAGCAGUGCAAAGUCCUGGCAGAGCAGCUGGAAGGGGAUGAGAAAAGUCUUCUGGUCCAGCAGUGUGCCGAUCUAACUGAGCAACUAGAAGAGAAGGAAAAACAGCUGACUGUUUACCAAGAAGAGGUCCGAAGCUCUGCUGAGGAGUUAAAGGAGGUACGCGAGCGUUGGCGUAAGGCUUCAGAGGAGGUUGAGAAAGCAAAGUGGGAGCUAGAGAUGGAACGAGAAAAAAGGCUUCACUUUGAAGAGCUCAUCUCUGAGAAAAUGCAUGAGCAGGAUAACCUUAAAAACAAACUUGGCUACCUAGAGAGUCAGCUCGAGCAUGCGCAGAUAACGCCUAACAAUGAAGUACCUGUCAAAACGAGCUCUAGUCCCUCGUCCACAGAAGAACUUCUUAAGGACCUGAAUGAGGAGAAGCUAAAACUUGUGCUGCAACUUAAACAGCAAGAGCAGCUGGUCAGGGACAUCCAAGAGCAGAAAGUUGCAGGCGACUCGGUCAGCAGCGAAGUCCAGGCGUUAUUUGGCAAGCAGCUUUCCUCACUGCAGGCCCAGAGGGACCAACUCAUGGCUCAGCUUGAGAUCCAGCGAGAAAAGAACCAAACUGCAAAUGUGAUGCUGGGACAAAGGACUCUUGAGGUCGACUCAGCCAAUGAGGAAAUCCAGAAGCUCUGUGCAGAGAUGAAGGACUGUACAGAGAAUCUGCAGAAGUUGGAGAACAUCAAAGCGAACCUGGAGUCUGAGUUGACAUGUCUAAAACAGAACCUGAGUAACCUGGAGGAGGCCUUGAGUCAGAGAACUGUGGAGAAAGCUGGCCUGGAGGAGCGUAUUCAGGCACUAGAUAAGCAGACCAAGAGCAUGGAGAAGAUUCUGGAAGCUGAACUUGAGGAUUUUGAGCUUCAGUUUGAAGCAAAGGAUGUAGACCUCGAACAGAUGAAGGAAGCCAAAGAGAAGGCAGAGGAAGAGCACAUGGAGAAGGAGGGUGCUUUGCAGAAGGAGUUGACUGAGCUCAGACUGUCUCUCGAGGAACAUGUUAAAAAUCAGGAGAAGGAGAAAAGACUACUUGAGGAAAAGCAUCUAAAAGAGAUUCAAGACUGGAGUACACGCUUGGAAACGGAACUCUCUGUUUUACGGUCCAGCCUGGAAGAAGAGCAGAAGAAACAGAUCAGCGUGAUUAAACAGGUGCAUGAGCGAGAGCAUCACAGGGAGCUGGGCCAGGUGGCAGCACAACAUACAGAAGCUCUUGAGCAGUUAAAGGCUGAGCUAUCUGAGGAGCUGAGAGACAGCAUGGAGGCAGCACACCAGGCUGAGCUGUCACAGGCACAGACACACAAAGCUUUGGAGCUGGAGGCUCUCCGUUUGAGCCUGACCAACCUGCACACGGCACAGUUGGAGCUGACCGAGACCAACCUGCAGAAGGAGAAAGAGGCAGCACUGAGUGAGCUCCAGGCCAAUCUGAGGGAGAAAUGGGCCCAGGAGAGUGCCAUGCUCCAGACCCGCCAGCAGUUUGAGCUGGAGAAGAUCCGGGAGCAGAGCCGAGAGCAGGAGAGACGAGCCCAGCUCCAGCACCAACAGGAGAUCAAUGAUCUGAAGUGUGAGUGGGAGAAGCGAAUCUUGGAGCAACAGCAGUCUAGUAAAGUGGAGGUAAAAUUUUCUGUGUAUCAAUUUCUACACAUUUAUUCUCUGCUCUUUUAUGUUCUGACUUGUAAUACUCUAUUAAAUAUACUUUUCCAGGAGCUUAAAGCAGCUCUUAACAAAGCUGAGAAACAUUUGGCUGAAACCCAGCACAGACUUGAUGAACUACAGUGUUCUAAAGAGACUGACAUCAAGCAUCUGGAGGAGGAACUAAGCCAAGCUUGGGCUGACCGAGACUCUGCUGCACGUGCUGUUGAAGAGCUGGCUGCCAAACACAAGGUGGUGCUACAGGAUCAACAAGCUCAUGUCCAAAAUCUGGAAAUGAAAGAGAAGCAGCUCCAGCAAGAGGUGGAUCGACUCCUCACAGAACAAGAGGCACAGAAGGCCAGUGCUGAGCAGGAGAUUGCUAACCUCUGGUCUCAGUUGGAGAGCGUGAGGACCAGUAGAAAAGAACUGGGAGAGCUGAAGGAGCAAUUGCUGGCACGCUCGUCAUGUGUUGAUGACAUUGAGCAGCUAAAGCAAGAGUUCUCACAACAAAGACGAGAGCUUCAAAAACAGAAUGAGGUAGAGCUGGAGAACCUGCGCACAUACUUCGAACAGCGUCUGCGUGUUACAGAGGAAAACUACCGGGAAGAGAUCGCCCUGCUGCAGCUGCGUCUUGUGGAAGGAGCCCUGGAGGAGUCUGUCCUAAGGACUGGGGAGUCCAGUUUUCUCUUGGAAGAGAACGUUCAAGAGGAGAGAAGUGAUGCAUUAGCUGAAAUCACAGAGCAGCUGGAGAAACAUAAGGUGGAGCUGGAUUCCCUACGGCUGCAGUUGGAGGAGAAGCAUAAGAUGGAACUGGAGCAGCUACGCUGUAACAUGGCUCUAUCCUACAAAGAAGAGUUACUACAGGCCCGCACUGAGCUUACUGACCGUUACUACAGUGACAUCGAGCAGCUCAAGAACAAGCAUGCUUUGGAGAUUGAAAAGCUGCGAGCCAAACUCUCAGACAGCCAUCUCAAAGACAUAACUAAGUUGCGGCUGCAGUCGGCAGCAGAGGUGGCACGUCAGGUAGAGGCUGAGCUAGAAGAGAGGGUACGGAUCCAGAAUCGGGAGCACCAAAUCCAACUAGCUCAACUCUCCUCUGAGGCAGAAAACAUACUGACCAUGGAGAAACAGCUAGCAGAGCUCACCCUCCAGCAUGCACAGGAACUGGGAAGAGCCACUGAGCAGCAUGCAAAAGAGCUCAGAGAGCUGGAGGACAGGCUACAGAAGAACUUUACAGAGGAACUGUGUGUGAGUCUUGAUAAGGUGCAAAAGGAGGAGAGGAAACGCAUGAGUGAGGAACUCUCCCAGCACAACCUUGAGGAGCAGAGCAAGCUCAGGGAGCAGCUUCAGGCUGAAUCUGACCAGUGCAUGGUUUCCCUAAGAAAAGAGCUCCAACAAGCUGCCAUGGAGGAGAGAAAGGAACUGGACCAACAGCUUGCACAAGCUCAGGAGCUUCUUGUUGAGGAAAGACGGAGACUGGAAGCCCUACAGACUAGUCUGAACAGUGAGGAGAGCCCUCAGGUGGUAGCGAUGAAGCUUAAACUGGAAGCCCAGUAUGAGAGCGAGCUGCGCACAGCUAAGAGCACUAUGGCAGCUGAGGUGAAGGAACUGAAUGCUUUGCUGCAGCAGCAGACUGAGACCAGGCUACAGGAGGCUCUGUCCAGGCAUCAAGAGGAACAAAGACAGUUGACGGAGAGACUUGCCCUGCAGAGGGAUGCUGAUCUUACAGAACAAAGGCAUCAACAUGCUCAGGAACUGCAGUCCCAGAGAGUUCUCAUGGAACAGCACAUUUUCAAACUACAAGAUCUUGAAAAAGAGCACCAGGAACUUAAAACCAGACAUCAGGAAGAGCUCACCUCGCUCUCUGCUGAUCACAAAAAAGCCCUGCACUCCCUGGAAACUAAGCUGUCUGAGAAACAUAGAACAGAGCUUGACAAACUGCAGAUGAUCCUCGAGGAGACCAAUUUGGCACAGCUUGAAGCUCAGGAGGCUGAACUUGUGACUCGGCACAAACAGGAACUGGAUGAGCUGGAGACCAGGAUGUUGAGCAACAUGGACACUCUGGAGACCACCUACCUGAAGGAAAUCCAGGCUGUGCGAGAGGAGAAGGAGGAAAUGCUACAGCAGCUCAAGUCCUCGCUGGAGAGACAGCAUGCCAAACGGAUUGAGAGAGUGAGGGAGGAGGAGCUGUCAGUCAGGGACCAGCUGAGGAGGGAACUGGCUCAGGUUCACAUGGAUAAGUUCACUGCUAUGGCGACGGAGCUCAGACAAGCCCAUCAGGAGGAAUUGUCUGCGGCCCUUACCUCUCAGAAGGCGGCUUUGGAGACAGGACACCGCUCUGUGUUGGAAACCUUACGACAGCACGUGUUGGAACUAGAAAAGCAGCACAGUGCUGCCCUGCAGGAGGUUACAGACAUGACCACCCUGGAGAAACAGCAGUCCCAGCAAGAACUAGACAUGCUGAUGAGCCAGCACCAGCAACAACUCCAGGAACUGAAAGCAGCCUCUGCCAGGGAGAUGGAGGCUUUGCAGAGGGAACUGGAGGAAAAGUCGUCACAACAAUGUCUCCACUUCCUGAAGGAGGCGGAGCUUUUUAAGAGUAAAUCAGAGGAACAGCUGCAGCAAAAGAUUGCUCAGAUAAAGGAGGACUGUGAGCGAGAGAAGGCCGCUGCUCUAGAAGAGCUAAAGAACAGGCUUAGAGAGGAACACCAGCAGAAUGAGCUUUGCUACAAAGACAAGAUGAACCAGCUUACAUCACAGCUUCAACAGCUCGACACGGUAGUCUCACAGCUGCGUGCAGAGCUGACCGGCUUGCAGGGGGAGCUGGAGGGAAAACGCUCGGAAAUGGAGACGCUGGAGACUUUGCUGCAGCGACGGGAGCGGGAGAGCCAGGAGGGAGCCAACCUUCUCGCUAUGCUGCGUGAUGACCUUAAUACAGCUACACAACAGAGACACAACCUACAGUUGGCCCAUGAGAAUCUUCAGCAAGUCCUGCUUGAGAUGCUGCGGAUUACACUUGCAACAGAGGAGCAGAUCAGUCACAGGCUGGAAGUUUGUGUCUAUGGAAAUUGUGCUGAAGUCGGCACAUCCAACAGGACACCCAGGGACGGCCAUCUCCAAGAAUCAGCAGAGGCAGAUAGUGACGCUGUAGGAGAUGGAGGAAACUGUAGUAUUUUCUCUUCUGUGACUGAUGAGGGUUUGGAGCUGUCUCAGCGGCUGUGCGAGAGCUUGUUUUCUGGGCCAGAAGGAGAGUUGGGCUCUGAGAGAGAGGAGCUUGUGCUGGGGGCCUGCACUCGCCUCCGCACCGCUGUGGACAAACUGCUGGAACUGGUCUCAGAGUCGACAGUACAGCUGAAGCAGCUCCAAGCUUUACAGGCUGCACUAGAUGAACAGUUUAGUGAAAGCGGUGAGGGCAGAAACAAUCUGCUGUUGCAGCACACUCGGCUUCUAGAGCAACUGGACCAGGAGUCUAGUCUCAAGGGUCAGUUACAGCUUGAGCUGCACAAGGCUGAAGGUCUGGUUGAGGGUUAUGUAGCAGAGAAGGCAGCUCUGGAGGAAGCACUGCAGCAGAAGGAAGUGCGUGAGCAGAAGCUGGUUGAAGAGCUGGAGCGCACUCGGACUCAGCUGCAUGAGCUUGGGGAGGAGCACACACUCCUGUUGCGACAGAAAGAUGCCCUUUCUGCCAGCCUUGGUGAACCUGAAAAGGCCCUACUGGCCGAGACGGAACGGUUGGGGCAGGAGCGUGUGGAUAUACAGCGGCAGUCGGAGAAGGACCGCGUUGGGCUGGUGGCUCGGUUGCGUUCGCUGGAGGUGACGCUGGAGGAGCAGGAGGCGCGUGUGCAGCAGCAGGAGGAGCAGCAUCGCACUCAAACUGAAGACCUGCAGCAGCACAUUGAUGCUUUAGAGAAACAGCUCAAACAUCACCGGCAGUUCAUAGAUGAGCAAGCUGUGGAGCGGGAGCAUGAGAGAGAUGAGUUUCAGCAAGAGAUUAAGAACCUGGAAUCUCAGCUCAGAAUGCCUUCUAAAGGACAUGCAGGAGGUGGCUGCAAGGGACAAAGGGUGGAAAGUCUCCAGGCUCUGAUUAAAGACAAGACCGAGGACUACAGUGCCUUGCUUUCUGCCAAAGCGGAGUUGCAACAGGACCUGGAGGAUCGCAAUGAGGAGAUUGAGAAGAUGGCGUGUCGUAUCCGUGAUUUAGAACAAGCUCUCCUGAGCAGUGUCGAGGCCGGAAGGGCAGUUACACAGCUGGAACAGGAGCUGCAGAAAGGCCGCAAGAGCCUGCUGGACAUGUCUCAGGAUAAGGAAGCCUUACAGCAGCAACUCUACUCUAAUAAGCUCCAGAUCUCAGCUCUGCAGUCCAAGCUGGAUGAGACAAGGCAUCGUGUUCCUGACCCCACUGCUAAUCCGGAUCCUAGGGAACAACUGGAGGUUCUCAAACAGGACUUACAGAGUAAAGAGGAGCAGGUGGAGGUGUUGCUGGAGCGAGUGGAGGUGCUAGAAAAAGCUUUGGAGGUAAAGGGCGAGGAUAUCCGGCACCUCACUCUGCAGCUGGAGUUAAAAACCCAAGAAAGCAGAGCCAAAGAGGAGCAGCUUGAGCUGCACAUUUCAGAACUACAGGAGACAGUGAGCACACUUCGCAGACAGCAGCAGGUGGAAGGAACCGACUCUGAACUGCAACUUCCUGCAGCUCUGCUAGAGGAGAAGAACCUGGAGAUAGACCAUCUCAACCAGCAGAUUCUCCACCUGCAGCAGGAGCUUGAUACUACCAAUGAGAACAAGACCACGGAGGAGAAGCAGUCUGAGAUUGAAGAGCUACGUGCUCAGGUUGAGCACCUCCGUGGUGACCAGGAGCGUCUGAGGCAAGACAAGGAGGAAGAGACCGAACAGCUGCAUGAGGUAAUUAACAAGCUGCAAGAAGAGCUGAGCCAGCUCGACCCCAACCGACACGAAAUCAGCGACCCUAACACGGACAGCCCAGAGUCUUCAGACUUUCCCUGGUCCCCUCGGCCACAGCUAGGCACAGAGGAAAGCCUGUGCCAUGAGCUCAGCAGCCAGACACUCCAGAGCUGUCGCACCAAAAUCUCUGAGCUGCGGGUGGAGCUAGAGCACUCGACAGAGGAGAAGGAGGCACUGCAGAGGCUACUCCAUUCCCAGGAGGAGCAGUACGGACAGCAGGUGGAGGCGCUGGGUCGCAGCCUGGGCGAGGACAGAGGCAAGUUGGUGCUGUUAGAGCAGGAAGCAGGUGAGCUAAAGAUCCAGCUUGCUGAAAAGGAAGCCCAAGUGGAAAAACUACACGACCGCAUCCACAAGCUGGAGGAUGGUGAGAGGAACCUUAAAGACCUGGAGCUCCAGUUUAAGAGAGUCAAUGAGAAGAGGAAAGAGGCGAAAGGGGAGCUUGCACAGUUGAGCGAGGAGGUGCGGAGACAGAAAGAAGAACGAGAGAGGCUGGAGGCACAGGUCCAGGUCUUGGAGACUGGAAAAGAAGAGCUGUAUACAGAGAAACAGGCCCUGCAAAGGCAUGAGGUAACACUCCAGGAAGAAAUAGAGAGGCUAAAACAGGAACUGACAUCAAGGAGCAUUCAGAUCCGGGAACUUAACAUGCAGCUAGAGGAGAGGCAGACUGACCAAGAGGAGGCGCAAAAAGAAGUUUUGACAUGUGCAGAGGAGACCUUGGCCAAGGCAGAGGCAGCUUUGCGAGAGAGAGAGGAACAGUUGGCUAAUCUAAGGGCAGAGCAUGAUUUGCUCAGAGCCGAGCUAGCUUCAGUAAAAGAGGGGCUGAGCAGCAGUACAGAGAGAGCCGAUAAGCUACGGGAGGAGGGCCAGUCUAAGGAUCGUGCCCUGGCUGACCUAGAGGAACAUAACCAGCGUCUUCGUGCGGAGUUGCGGAGCUUGCAGGACGAUCUUGAAGUGCAAGAAGAAGAGCUGGCAUACCAGCAAAAAGAACUAGAGGAGCUGCGCCAGCGCUACAGCCAUCAGGAACUUGUGGAGACCCGCGGCUCUAAGCGCGAGCAGCGCUUCCUAGACGGCCUGUCUCCUGACACCUCCCUGUCUUCCCCUGAGGUUCUGAGACGUCUCGACUGCAGCGAGGGGCCACAUUCUCACCUCCAUGCAUCUCACUUGUCGGAGCUGAGCGGCCUUCGCAACACCAGCCUGGAACUGACUAGCAGGCAUUCACCAGUGGAGAGGAUUGAGAGAAACCAGCAUAAGCGGCCUCUCAUGCUACCUUCAGAGACAGAUGCACCCAGCACACGCUCGCCCUCCGCUUCUCCACGCUCGCCCUCCGCUUCUCCACGCUCACUCUCCAUCUCUGAGAACUUGUCAGUGCUUGACUCAUUGGAUACUGAUAAGGUGCAAGAGCUGGAGAAUAUGGAAGAUGUGACGUCUCACUCUCCUCUUGGCUCUACCUCCCCUGUCUCUGUACCAGAAUGGGCCAGUGAUGGAUAUGGCAGCAAUGGAAGUUCAGAACUGGAGGCUAAACUGAGGCAAGAGCUGGAGCAUACAGAACGACUUGAUGCUCACUUUGUGGAGUAUCUGCGAGGCAGAGGAAUGGCACCUGCUCCACCCUCUGACAGUGCGGCGGGCAGCCUGCAAUACAACGAACUGCUGUCACCAGAGUUACAGACCAUGCUGAACCGGGUGUACCAGGAGAGCUGCAGGGUGCUGUCCCUGUCCCGUCGUCCAAUGCCGGCUGGGCAGUCCCACUCAGAUUUGGAGCUGGCACCACCUCCUUCCUGGCAGAGGGAGAGACGGGCCUUGCAGGAGACUGUGUUGUCACUUAGGGAGCUUCUAUGCAGAAUGGCUGAGCGGGAGCCCAAGACGGAUGGUGAUGUAGACUGGAGAGGGGAGCUGUUGCAGGCAGUUCGGAGUGUAUUUGACAGUGAGAGGGAAUGGCUUCAUGCACAGCUUCAGAACGUUAUGGAAACUGCUGCUCCCCUAGACUAUGCUUCCCUGCUGGAGCAAAUCGAGAAGCUGCUUCAAAAACAGGAGGAACAGCAGAGACGGUUUCUGGAGCAGUUGCUAAGUGCAGACCGGAACAGUCUACUGGCUGAAAUUCGCAGUCUGCAUGCGCAGCUGCAUUCAUGCACUCUGCAGAGCCAGGAACAGCUACGCGAGCUGCAGACGACCUUGCAUACAGUGCGAGAGCACGGUGUUCUGGUGCAACAGCAGCUGCGCAAACAAGCCGAUGAUGUGGAGAGGCAGUUGCAAGAGGAAAAAACUACCUCACAAAACCUUCGACGAAGCCUAGAGCAGGAGCAAACCAGACUCGGUGAGCAGCAUCUUCAAUUAACAGCGGAGCAGAAGGUGGUGUCUGUGCUGAAGGCAGAGCUAGAGAGCCGCACACUCCAAAUGCAUUCGGCCAGCAAAAGCCAAGAGGAGCUCCAGAGCCAGAUCCAUAAUUUACGAUUGAGGCUUGAGAGUGAGGAACAGGAACGGCAGACUUGUGUGGAGGCUGUGGAGAGAGAGCGGGUCAGAGUGAAGCAGCUGCAGGAGGAACUUCAUCAUGAGAGACUCAGUAGCCUCCAUAAAAAAGAGGAGAGCGCACAAGCUCAUGAGUCUCUGCGCGUCACCCUGAACGAGCAGGCUUCCCGUCUGAAUGAAAUGAAUUCUGCCUUGGAGCAGGAGCGUGUGCUCGUCAGUAACCUGCGUGCUGAACUGCAGAUCGAGCAGUCUCGCUGUGAAGCCCUUUUGGCACAAGAGCAUGAGCGCACCGAGUUGGCCCUGGCACGCCUGGACGAAGAGCGCUCUCGCACAGCUGGCCUCUCACGCACCCUCUCGCAACAGGCUCAGGAGCACGCUCGUCGUCUAGAAAAAGAGGCUCGUUCUCAGGAGACUACGAAUGCCCACGACAGAAAAUUCAUCCAGGAACUGCAGGCUCAGCUGGAUCAGGAGCGGCGACAGGCUGAAGAACUUGCAGCCACAGUGGAGCGACUGCAGACCCAAGUGCUUGAGGGCAAACGCAGACAGGAAAAGGAGGUGCAGGAUGAGAUUAAGAGGCUUCACGCUGCCCUGGAAGCCCUGCAGGCGCAGCGGGUGGAAGUAAGCCGCAAUCUGGAGGCGGAAAGACAGAGAGCAUCUCUGCUUCAGACAGAGUUGGAUGCUAUGAAGGGGAAGAUGACUGAAGUAAAGGAAAGGGAGAGAAUGAGAGAGGAGCAGAGGGAGAAGCAGAGAUGGCGAGAGAAACAGGAGCAGGAGGACAAGGAGCGGCGGCAGGAGCGCACCAAAGAGAAAUUGUUGGAGCUGGAGGCACUGCGUGAGCGAGAUCAGCAGCGUCUUAAACAGCUACAGCAGACUCUGGCCGAUCUGGAGCAUCAGGAGAAGCAGCUGACCUCAGAACGCCUGCACAGAGAAUUGCAUACGACGGACAGCACAAUUAUCAGUCACACACAGGGCUCGCCUUCCUCCUCGUUGCUGGAUCGUGUGCUAAAGGAGAACUCUGAGCUGGCAGAGCGUCUUGCAGCUCUGAGUGAAGAGAAGAUCUCUCUCAAACACACACUGUCCUGUCUGGAGAGAGACCUGCACAACCUAAAACACACUAAACAGGAGAGAUCUUCUGUGCAGCUGGACCAAUCUACAUUAGCAGAGAAGCUAGCCUGGCAAAGGGAAAAAGCUACUCUGCAAUCUGCUCUACACAAGGCUCAGGAUGAGCUAACAAAAGCCACAUCCAGAAAUGAAAACCGACCCCUCACUGAUCUGUCCAACAAUAAGCUGCAGAGGCUCUAUGAGAGGUACCUGAGGGCGGAGAGCUACAGAAAGUCAUUGGUGUAUCAGAAACGCUACUUGUUGCUACUGCUUGGAGGCUUCCAGGACUGUGAGCAGGCCACGUUAGCUCUAAUAGCCCGAAUGGGAGCACACCCAUCACUUGGCCAGACACAAGCCUCCAGACCAAUUAACCGCUUCAGAAGUGCUGUUAGAGUGGUCAUAGCCAUCUCCAGACUGAAGUUCCUCACAAGGAAAUGGCAGAGAGCUACUAGGAAAAACUCUCUAGGAAGUGGCAUGAUUAACAGUGCAGCUUUGAGGACAGAGGUUCUAAAACCACAGCAGUCUGGAGCUUCAUUCAACUCUCCGCCCACCCGUGACCUCAUUCUCUCACAGCGUAGUGUGGUCUCGUCUCUGAUUCCAGCUGCCAAAUCACCAUUUAGACUGCAUAACCGAAGCUACCCCAGCAGUGUCCCGACUCUGUCUGAACACACUCCGACCCCCUCCCAGGACCAGGAACGCUCCCUUGCUGACUACAUUCAUCACUUAGAAGCUGUUCAGCAGCGCCUUGGAGCUAUUCGGCCAGGAUCCCCUUCAGUAUUCUCAUAUCCCAGAAAAUCAGACCGAUGACUGAGUGCUGAGCCAUUUAUUUAUCACCAGUUUGUAUGUUCGAUAUACUGAAUAUUUUAUGACAUUAUUUUAAUGUACCUUUUUUUUUAUUCAUUUUUGUUCACCUAAUUAUUGUAAACACCAAUACCCACAUGAAGUCCCAGCUACUAUUUUUCUACAUUUGAAGUGUUUCGUACUCCAGAUGCUCUGUAAAUACACUCACGGUUGGGAGAUAUGUGUAGCAUCCCUGUUUUAUGUUUGCACAGACUGGCUUUGUUUUGUAAACUUUUUAAUGUUUUUUAUUAACUGCACCAUUUCUAUGUAAUCUAAUAAAUAUUUUAAUAUUUCAAA